Molecule: messenger RNA, 2514 nt
Organism: Brenthis ino (lesser marbled fritillary)
Lineage: Eukaryota; Metazoa; Arthropoda; Insecta; Lepidoptera; Nymphalidae
Source: the annotation of a GenBank genome assembly
AUGCGCGCGCGCAUCACGGGGGCGCGCGCGGCGCGCGGUGACGUGCUCGUGUUCCUUGACGCGCACUGUGAGGCUGGCGCCGAUUGGCUGCGGCCACUGCUGCAGCGCGCACGGCACAAGCGCGACGCCGUGCUCACGCCCUUGAUAGACGUGGUCGAUCAGACCACCUUCCAGCUAGAUGCCGCUCAGGAGUUUCAGGUAGGAGGCUUCACGUUCAUGGGUCAUUUUACGUGGAUAGAUGUCCCUGAGCGAGAGAAGAAAAGACGCGGCUCUGAUAUUUCACCCACCUGGUCUCCAACGAUGGCGGGUGGUUUGUUCGCCAUCAACCGCGCGUACUACUGGGAGCUGGGCGCCUACGACGAGCAAAUGGCGGGCUGGGGCGGGGAGAACCUCGAGAUGUCCUUCAGGAUAUGGCAAUGUGGCGGCACACUAGAGACGAUCCCGUGCUCCCGCGUGGGCCACGUGUUCCGCAGCUUCCACCCGUACGGGCUGCCCGCACACUCCGACACGCACGGUAUAAAUACAGCUAGAAUGGCUGAAGUGUGGAUGGACGACUACGCUGAACUGUUUUACCUUCAUCGACCGGAUUUGAGGAAAAAUCCCAAAAUCGGUGACGUGACCCACCGCAAGGUGCUGCGCGAGAAGCUCAAGUGCAAGAGCUUCCAGUGGUACCUCGACAACGUGUACCGCGAGAAGUUCGUGCCCGUGCGCGACGUCUACGGGUUCGGCAGGUUCAUGAACCCGUCGUCGGGCGUGUGCCUGGACACUCUGCAGCGUGAGGGGGCGGCCCCGCUAGGCGUCUACGUCUGCCACCGACGCCUCGAGCCCACGCAGCACCUGGCGCUCUCUCGGCGUGGCGAGCUGCGCGACGAGGAGCGUUGCGCCGAGGUGCAGUACGCGCGGAACACGGGGGAGGAUGGCGACGAGCCCGGGCGGAGAGUGCUCAUGGCGAUGUGUCACGGCCGACAGCGCGGACAGAAAUGGCGGUACCUGCCGACCAAGCAGCUCCAGCACGUAGACAGCGCCCUCUGUCUACAGGCGGUGUCCUCAGGCGAGGACGUGCGUGCGGCCCCGUGCCUGCGCGCGCCCGCCCACUCCCAGCAGUGGGAGAUCGACUAUAGCGAGAUGAACGGGUUCCGGAUCACUGACGACGCAGAGCCGAGUGAGCAAGAAUUAAAACUUCGUAAACUGAGAGGACAACGCCGCAUCUCCCGAUCUCUCCUCGAUUAUUCCGAGCCGAAUUCCACGCGCCGACACAAACCCAAACAUAAACGCAAAAGCAAGAAAAAUAAAAACAACAAAAACAAACACAAAAGAAACAAAAAGAACAAGUUCGUGUUGAAACUUCUCCGCAACAACAGUCAUGUGGAGGAACACCUCGAAGUGGACGUGUAUUGCAAGCACAGGAGGCUCUAUCCGAACAAUAGUUUCGUGAGGGAUCUCGUGGCCAUUUUAAAUGCGAAGGAUAUUAAGGUGAUCAACAACGGGCGUAUCUUCCAGCACAACAAAGUGAGAGAUCUGAUAAAACGCGAGCACCCAUCCACUACGACGGCCGCGCUCUCCGCCACUCCACCUGAUAUUGAGCCAAAGUCUCCAAAAAAACGAAAACACAAAAAGCACGACGUGCAUCCUGUAGCUGCGACUAAUGACGUGGAAGUUGCCGAAAUGGCCGACAUAGAUGCUGAAAUGGCCGACAAGGCCGACACAGCUGAUAUGGCCGACAAGACUUUUGAAAAGAGCGUGGUGAACCCGAAAAACAAGAUCAUUAUUGAAGAAUUCGUAGAAAUAACAACUAAAGCGACGACUAAGCGGCCAUUGAAAAAGAAGCACAAGCGUGUCCGCCCCGCCGCACCCGCCACCAUUGUCCCUGACUGGGAGAAAUCUACUCCAAGGGACGAUGCGUCACUCGAAGACUCCCAAUUGCUCGCGGCGGAAGAGGGGAAGAGCAGGGAGACAUGGCCUUUGGUGAAGCCCUACGUUCUCCCGCGCGCCCCUGCUCGCCGCGGCUCUGCGCGAGAACAACAGACAAAUGAAGCGAGCCCGACGCCGGUGAAGUUGGUUAUGAGGAGCAACCUCACCUUCGACUUCGGCGAUGAGUUCUUCAAGUGGCAGCGUGCGGCCGGUGGGGGGGCCGGCUUGGAUCUCGCGAGUCUCCUCGGCGGACUUAUCAUCCCGGCGAACUUAUCUGACACAAAUUCCAAUGAACACAAUAACAAAGUGUAUGCGAUCAUACACAAAGACACAACCAGUGAUAUUGACAUGAAAGAUCAGUACACAAAGAGAGAAAGAGAUGCAGAUAGUGAUAGAGAUAUAAAGAUAGAAAGAGAUGCAGUGAGUGAUAGGGACGUAAAGAUAGAAAGAGAUGCAGUGAGUGAUAGGGACGUAAAGAUAGAAAGAGAUGGAGAUGAUGAUAAGGAUGUAAAUAAAGAAAGAGACGAAGAUAUAGAUAAUGUGAGAAUUCGAGAGAACGAAAUAAACCAAGAUUCAUCUGAAUCUUCUGAAAGUGGAAGCGAA